This is a messenger RNA of Electrophorus electricus (electric eel), 1547 nucleotides long. The record is from RefSeq and is a predicted model, not a curated record. Lineage: Eukaryota; Metazoa; Chordata; Actinopteri; Gymnotiformes; Gymnotidae.
GUCAGACUAUGAGACAGUUCUCACAGAACUCUCACCACCCAGUUCAACAUGUGGACACUUAUACUCGUCUUGUCCAGUCUAUUCCCAGCUGGAACUGCUGCUGUAACUACAGUAACUGGAUACAAGGGCCGUUCAGUUCAGAUCAGAUGCCCCUAUAAGUCUGGAUAUGAAACCCACAUGAAGUACCUCUGCAGAGGAGAGUGUUAUACUUUCUGGACUAAGAACAUCCCUGUUGAUUCUAAAUCUGCUAAAGACAAGAGAUUCUCUCUGAAUGAUGACACAGCAGCCAGAGUCUUCACUGUUACCAUCACUGAUCUGAGAUCUGAGGAUGGAGGAAAAUACUGGUGUACGACAGAGCAGAAAGUGCGUGAUCACUACACAGAGAUUCUGUUAGUGGUUAAAGUGGACACACCUAUGAAUGUUAUUGUCUCACACUCCACCUACACCCCUCCAACACCUGAUCCCAGCACAUCGGUGUAUACUGAGUCCACAUGGUCAACUGGAGCUCACACAGUAAAUGGCACUAACCUCCAAACCAACAGUCCCUCACUCCAUGGAUCCUUCAUUCCCUUAUUUGUGGUUUUGGUCAUAAUAACAAUCAUUCUUAUGGUGUGUGUAAUAAUGCUGGGAAAGCUAAAGAAAAAGAAGAAGACAUCAAAAGCCUCACCCCAAACCCAGUGUCUGCAUGACUCCUUUCACAGCCAUGGGGUUCCACUUUCUGUCUGUGAUAGUGAGGAGAUUAAAGACACCAGAAGUCAUUCUGUCUCAGAUGCUGGAGCUCCUACAGCCUACUCUACUGUCAAUCUACCCACAAACCCCUGUGAUUCCUCCCAAACUGUUUAUGCCAACACCCAUAUAUCCACAAACCCCUGUAAUUUUUCAUAUGCUGUUUCUGCUACUGCUCCACUACCAUCAAGCUCUCCUGAUCAGGACACUUAUUGUAUGGCUCAAUUACCCAAUGCCAUAAUAAUAUUCCAUAAUAUGGGAGAAUUAUAGGAAAAGGCUCUGCCCCUGCAGUAAAUUCUUAUUCUGCAGCUUGUUUAUGCACUUCUUGGUACAACCAGAUAGUGAGGCAUUACAGUAGUCCAAUCUAGAAGUGAUGACUGCAUGGACUAGGUUCUCUGCAUCAUGUGAAGACAGUAUGCUCCGAAUCUUUGCAGAUACCUCAUGUUUGAAUGUUUUCCAGGCCCGCUCAAUAUGCUGUUCAUUUAUGACCAGUAGAAAGAUCUGCUUUUCCCCAGUCACAGAACAGGUCUUCUAGAAUUAUUAUUGAUCUCUAAGCCUCCAAAAACUCAUGUUCUCCUCCUCCAGGUGUUGCCAAAAUCACCUCUGGCAUGCUAUUCUGGAUGAAAAUCAAUUUAGAAUUCAUGAAUCUGUUUCAAAGUAAUAGCAUGAUGAGAGCAUUGUAUAUUACCACUAUGUUAGGUGACCACUGGCAAACUACGGUAAAGAGUAAAGUGUCAUAAAUAGACCACGUGAACAAUCUGUAGCCUCUGUGUGACAGCCAGAGUGUAUUAAUGUAGGUGGGGGCAGUGGUGGUUCAGUGG